Molecule: messenger RNA, 1322 nt
Organism: Owenia fusiformis
Lineage: Eukaryota; Metazoa; Annelida; Polychaeta; Sabellida; Oweniidae
Source: the annotation of a GenBank genome assembly
AAAACCCGGAUUAAACAAGAAGUAUGAAAUGAGGCUAUCUUCUUACAUCAAAAUAUAAUCAUGGAUUAGUUAAAUCAUUAUGACAUUUUGAUAGGGAUAUCAAAAGUUAAAAACAAAAUGGAGGACUAUAUCUCGCCAUGGAGAGGGAGGUCAACACUCGAAGAAAUAUCAUUAAUAUUAUUUUUGCUGCAUUGGUUCACUACAGUGGCUGCAAAAAAUGAGACUGAAUAUCCAAUGCAAAAUGCAAGCAGUUGUUUUAACGUGAAGGGUGUCCCAAUAUUGCAUCUCAAAUGUGCCCCGAAUAGUAUCAUCAAGGUACACGAGGCAUUCCAUGGCGUGCCAAGAUCCAACUCUACAUGUUGGUACGAUGGUCUACCUAGUCAGUGCACCCAGCCUGCAGUUAUGGAUUAUAACUGUAAUGGACGAUAUACGUGCUCCGUACCCGUGAGCAAUCCCUUCUUAGUCAACUGUAGAACUUAUGCACAAUAUAUGCAAGUAAAUUAUACUUGUGUUCCUAGAGAAGAACUAAUAGACAUUUGCAGGAGUAGUGAUCAGACAUUAAAACAUGGAUUUCUCAGAACUCCUAACUUUCCCCAUAGAAACUAUUCAGGCAAUCUUGACUGUGCGUGUAAACUGACAGUGAAAGAGCACGAGGAGAGCAUUGCUCUGAAAUUAUUAGAUUUAGGAAUAAAUACAACAAGUUUGACUAAAUGUAACAAUGAUUGGCUGAAAAUAGGAGAAUAUAGUAAAAGAUGUGGUCAUAUACCACCAGAGGAUCUCCCUGAGAAUAUAGAAAUUCAGAGUGGUAAUACGUUACUUCACUUCCACUCAGAUGGCUGGUAUAAUGCUAAAGGAUUCUGGGUAGAAUUUUCAGCAUUUGGGAAAGAAAUAAACAUUAAAUGUGGACCGUUUAGACGAAGAAAGACUAGCAAAGAAAUAUCACAAUUGACCACAGCACCUCCUACACUUAGCAUUAGACCAACAUUUAAAGUGAAAGAAGUGCUGCCUAAAAUCAAUGUAAUAGUGGAUGGUAAUGAUGUUGAUAAUGAUCAGAGUGAAAAUGAAGAGGAGGUGAGAGACUACGAUGAUGAGGAAGGUGAAGAAGAAUAUGUUAUAAUGGAUGAAGAUGAAUAUCCUAGUGAUGAUGAUGACAAUGAUGAUUAUUAUGCUCAAGGAUCAAAUGAAGACGGCCCACCAAGACUAUUAGCAAACGUAGACCAAGUUCAGAUCAUCACUGGAUGUGUUGUUGGAGGCCUCAUACUUAUUGCAGUUAUCAUUAUAAUAGUCCUAGUUUUUAGAAGAUGAUAAUAUAUUAUAAUCUA